Messenger RNA from Vanessa tameamea, 771 nucleotides. RefSeq lists its product as uncharacterized. The coding region runs from base 1 to 771 and encodes 256 amino acids. The transcript is spliced from 7 exons. NCBI's taxonomy places the organism in Eukaryota, Metazoa, Arthropoda, Insecta, Lepidoptera, Nymphalidae. The record is from RefSeq and is a predicted model, not a curated record.
AUGGAGCAUAUAGAUGGUAUCACUUAUGGCCUCGUGACCAAUUUCAAAUGCAACGGACAUUCUCAAGAAUGUCUAGCUGACUGUACAGAUGGAUGUGUGGCGACCCUUAUACAAGUGCGACGCACCGACACGCCGGAAGCAGUUCCGGGCGUGGAGGCGCGAGCUUCGUUGAUCGCGUACCGAGUGUUGGCACCGCGCCUCGUUUUGCGCGCUUUACCUUGCUAUGGGGAUAAACGACAAGAAUGUGAAGGGUGCGCUUUAGAUACUGGUCUGGACAACAGCCCCCGCGGUUCUGCGGUGCUUCGUCCCAGCACAGCGCUCACUCUCGGAGACACUUCGUGCUGUCGACUCAGAAUCACGAACAUUACUCCGCUACCUACGAGUGUCAAGUGGGAGCCGGCUAUUGAACAUGAAGAAUUUGUAGCAGUAACUUUUGCACCAGAGCAAUUUAAAAUCAGAGGCCAUUCCGAGGUAGACAUUAUGGUCGUAUUGGAAGCGAAGAAAGUUUGCCAUCGCCGGCUAUUCCUUCGCAAGGCCAACGUCGAGCACACGCAGAAACCUUUGUACUUAGUUGUCGACGCUGCUGUUUCUGGUGUGGAAGUUGUAGUGGAGUUUCCGAUAGGAGAUAAAGAAACGCUCUCUUUUCCUAGAAUCAAGCUGACGCAGAAAAAUAAUUUCAAACAAUCUGUAGCGACACAGGAGCUGAAAUCUUCUGAAGAAAUAUUUAGUGACUCUGAUCGUAAACGAGAAGACACACGAGGUCAGACGUAA